UGACGCGGGAGCUUUCCCCGCCGCCCUCCCUCUCUUUCUCUCUGUCGCUGGAUUGCUCUCUCGUUCCGAAGGAAAAGAAUUCCGGCAGGCCCCCUCUCUCUCUCUCUCUCUCUCCCUCUCUCUUCUCAGAGAUGGUGUCGACGAGUCGCUUCGUUGCUAUUGCUCUUUCCUUCUUUGUCUUCGCCGUCUUCAUGGACCUCUCGGCCGCCGAAUACCUCUCAGACCACAUCUUUGAGCCGAGACCUGCAAUUGGUAGGGGGCUUCUUCAAGCAGAUAAACCUUGCCCGGUGGACUUUGAAUACAAAAACUACACGAUCAUCACAAGCCAAUGCAAAGGACCACUAUACCUCCCAUCUCGUUGUUGCAGUGCUUUUAAGCAGUUUGCGUGCCCCUAUAGGGACGUACUCAAUGACCUAGGAAAUAACUGUGCCAAAGUGAUGUUUGCAUACAUACACCUUUAUGGUAAAUAUCCGGCGGGGUUGUUUGCAAAUGAGUGCAGAGAUGAUAAAAUCGGCUUAUUAUGCAAUCUCACCUCCACAGAGAAUCACCAGGUCAGCCCCAAUGCCGCACACAUUGCUUAUGUCUCUAGCCUCUGUCUUGUUCUUGUGGCCAUUGCAGCCUCCCUUGUUCUGUAAACCAGUCUGUAAGACCGGCUUGAGUAUAGUGUAUGAUGCACACGUAGUGCGAUAAGAUGUAUAUUGAGACCUUUCUUUAUAUAUCUAUAGCUUUCAUGGUCCUUUCAGAAUUGGAUGCUGUUGUAUUA
Nymphaea colorata (pocket water lily) is the source of this 763-nucleotide messenger RNA. RefSeq names its product GPI-anchored protein LLG1-like. The transcript has 3 exons. Bases 132 to 635 code for a protein of 167 amino acids. The record is from RefSeq and is a predicted model, not a curated record. NCBI's taxonomy places the organism in Eukaryota, Viridiplantae, Streptophyta, Magnoliopsida, Nymphaeales, Nymphaeaceae.